This is a messenger RNA of Oncorhynchus kisutch (coho salmon), 2945 nucleotides long. RefSeq names its product synapse differentiation-inducing gene protein 1-like. Gene Ontology annotation, cellular component: intracellular membrane-bounded organelle; membrane. The record is from RefSeq and is a predicted model, not a curated record. Lineage: Eukaryota; Metazoa; Chordata; Actinopteri; Salmoniformes; Salmonidae.
UUCGCAUGAAAAUCUGUCUCCAAUUGAAUGGAAACCUCGCUACCUUUCAAACAUGUUUUUUUGCCGCGCACUUUACAUGGUUGUAGGUUGCAACACGAGUCACAUCGUUUGACUCCAGACAUAAAACCUGUGCUGUGGGUUCCUUCCCUCGUUCUAACGAUAACCGCUACGGGAGAAGAAUCUUCUUCAUUUAACGAAGGUGUUGGCAGGUUGCAGUUGUAACCUGCUAUACCAGACUCGCAAUAACCUCUCCGGGGUGUACUGGCUGAACAUGUGUGGAUGCCGCGCGAACUCACACACACACAGUGCAGACAGUGGGAGAAUGCUGUUGCAAUAAGGCUUGGUGGAACUUGUAUUGCACUUCACAGCAAAACAAUAAACACAUUAAUCUGAAGAGACACCUGUCUGAUGGAAUUUCACUGAAGAGGUCGCAAACUGGACUGUCUAAUUUGGAAAAAGAAAGACAACAAUACAUACAGUAUUUUGGGAUGAAUAUAAAUAAAAUAAUAAACAUCCUCUGAAAUUGUCUUUCUGAACAUAAAAAAGUGCUUUAGUUUGUAAAGGCAACCCUGCCGAUCAGAACAGAGAAGUAGAGACUCGUGUCGUUCUAAAAAACUUAAUCUAAGUGGUUUGGUGCACAUUUCUUCUUAUUUCAUAUCAACCACCACGUCGUGUCUCAUUGGAGAGAUCGCAGUGAAAUAACGGACUCCUUAACGGACGCGAUCACAUCAGAUGAAUCCUUUUCAAAGAGAAGGACUAGGCUAUCACUGAGCUCACAUCAACCCACAAUAAUGCCUACAGAAACACAAGCAAGUGGCUGUACAUGUCAAACUACGUUUGGAUUGUCAGGAAUUCGCAGCUCUCGUCCCGUUGAGCAACAUCAGUAGCUGUCACCUCCCUCUCUUCUCCCUCCCUCCCUCCCUCCAUCCAUCCCUCUCUCCUCUCCUCUCAAGCCACUCCCACUGACCCCCUGACACCUCCCUCUCUUCUCCCUCCCUCCCUCUCUCUUUCCGUGAGGUUCUGUUAAGCCACUCCCACUGACCCCCUGACCCCUUCUUGCCAUGGAAAGCCUGAGCGAGCUCCAGAACCCGCUCUUGGACAAGAACAGUAAGCACGUCGUCAACGGUUACGGGGGCGACUUCCCUAACGACCAGUACCAGGAGAAUAUUAUCAACUACUUCGUAACCGGCAGCGACGGAGGAGGAGGUGGUGGAGGAGGGGACACUAGCAACGGUGCGGUGGCCCACGUGGGACAAAACAACAGCAACGGCAAAAUGAAAGCUCACCAACUCCUGGACGCCACCUCCCUCCAUCUGGCCGUUGAGGCCUUCUACAGGCCUAACUUCAUCCUGUACAAGGAGGAAGGGGGAGGAGGAGGCGGAGUCAAGGCCAAGGAUUAUAAGAGCGAGUGCUGCGAGACUACCUUCACAGAGAAGAAAGAGAAGGAGAGGGAGGCGUCUGUAGCAGUGGAGACCCCUGGCAGCACAGAGGACCCUCAGGCCAAGCUGCUGGAGGACGGAGACAACGUUAAGAUACAGACUGUCUCCUACGAGGUGGAGGAGGAGGAGUAUGUAGAGUAUGAGACGGACUGCUCCAGCGACAGCGAGAGUGAAGAUAACUUCAUAGUGAUCCCACCCAGAGACCAUCUGGGUCUGGCCAUCUUCUCCAUGUUAUGCUGCUUCUGGCCCCUGGGCAUCGCUGCUUUCUACUUCUCCCAGGGGACCAGUAAGGCGGUGACGAAGGGUGACUUCCCACUGGCGAGCAUCGCGUCCCGGAGGGCACUGUUCCUAGCAGCCCUUUCCAUCACCAUCGGGACAGGGGUCUACGUUGGGGUGGUGGUGGCCCUCAUCGCCUACCUCUCCAAGCCUGGACACGUAUAGCAGCGCCUGACCUCCCGGACCAGACCAGCUAGGAACUGUCUCUUCCUGGAAUGGAACACUGCCACUGGCAUGGAAACUUUUUGGGGACAUAUUCCUCCUUCUCCCUCCAUCCCUCCAUCCCUCCGUUCUUCUCCUGGACAACCAGAGGAACCACAGAAGAGGAAAGGAAGGAUGAACCAUCUGAAUGAACUCGGCUAAUGCCAUGUUAAAACUACCCCUCUUCGUGAACAUAACAGCGCUCCUGACAAUGGAAACAGUUUUUGGGGCAUGUUCCUCUGUCAUCCAUAAAUCUGUCUAUCCUCCCCCUUUAGCUUCCCUACGGGUGGUCCCCGUCAGCAAAGAUUAGAUGAACAGACUGAGGAGAGCAAGGCAGGAAGGGAGGAGGAGAGCAAGGCAGGAAGGGAGGAGGAGGAGGAGAGCAAGGCAGGAAGGGAGGAGGAGGAGGAGAGCAAGGCAGGAAGGGAGGAGGAGGAGAGCAAGGCGAAACCAGUACAGACUGAAAACAGACAUAUUUCUCUGGGAAAAGAUACCCGAGUGAAGUUGAGGAGAAUUGAGUUCUGCCGUUCCGCUGUUCUGCUCCGUUGUCUUCACCCCCCUGUAGGGUGUUUGAACUCUGCUGUGUUCCUACAACAUUCUACAAAACCAUUACAGAGACAGAGACAGACAGGGGAGGGGACAGACAUGGAAAAACAUGGAUGCCAAUUACUGAGACUUUAGGGAAUUGAGGAACUUCGAGGGGGCCCCAGUGUCUGGAGGACUCUGGAAAAUACAAGCCGAAACACUAAAAACCUUGAGUUCUCUGUGUCAUCUGAACUUCUAAACAGGGGUUUGAAAAUGUUGUCUCUUUGGAUCCCCUGCUACUGACUGACUAUCACUUUUUUUUAAAUAUACCAUCAAAUGCUUCUUCAUUUGGCCUGGGUCAAAGGCCUAACGCUGGUUGGUUCUCCGUCAACAUGAAGACCCUCGUCUGAGAUCCUUUGAUGAGAGAGAGAGAGAGAGAGACACAGAGAAAGAAACAGAGAGAGAGAGAGACAGAGAGAGAGAGUCAGUCAGUGUGAGAGAGAG